AUGCGGCGGCUGUGGUGCGCCCUGCAAGGAGAGGCGCUGUGCGUGCGGCUCCACCGCCGCUUCGGAAAUGCGCCGAAUCGCGUGCGGCCGGUCGAGAUGCCGCGUGAGUACGCGUGGCGGCAGAGCGAGCGUGAGGUCAGCGCCAUUGUGGCGAUUGCGGUGAUGUUUGUUGUGCCGGUGUGGCUCAUUGUUUUGUCGGGCGCAGAGGCAGAAGGGAAGCGCGAGGACGUUAGACAGUGGGCGCAGGGGCAGCGGCGCGACUGUGAGUGA
Trypanosoma grayi is the source of this 270-nucleotide messenger RNA. RefSeq lists its product as hypothetical. Lineage: Eukaryota; Euglenozoa; Kinetoplastea; Trypanosomatida; Trypanosomatidae. Bases 1 to 270 code for a protein of 89 amino acids. The transcript has a single exon. The record is from RefSeq and is a predicted model, not a curated record.